CUUGGAGCACUGCCAGCUCAUACCCUACCUGGGGACUGCCAUGGCAGGCCCAUACCAGGAGCCAAGAGAUCGGCCCCUUGGCCUUGACGACAAAGCACCUCCUUUAUAUUUGUAAUUAAAAUGGCAAAAGCAACUCCUGAUGGUUCUGAGAAACUGGUCAUCAUCCACUCCAAAGCUCACAAAGAUACUAUUCUAGCUAAUUUUGAAGAACAGAGGAAAAAGGAUUUUCUUUGCGACAUUACUUUGAUAGUGGAGAAUGUGCAAUUCAGAGCCCAUAAGGCCUUGCUGGCUGCCAGCAGUGAAUACUUCUCAAUGAUGUUUGUAAAUGAGGGUGAAAUAGGACAGUCAGUUUACAUGUUGGAGGGAAUGGUUGCAGACAUCUUUGGAGUUCUGCUAGAAUUUAUCUACACUGGUUGCCUCUGUGCCAGUGAGAAAAGCACAGAACAAAUCCUGGCUACUGCACAGCUGCUGAAAGUGACUGACUUGGUAUGGGUCUGUACAGACUACCUGGCCAGCUGUAGCCCAGGUAAUGCGUUGCCAGCUUCAGCAAACAGUGGAGCCUCUGUAGCUGUUGUUGCAAGCGACAACAAAAAUGAAGAUCCACCAAAGCGAAAACGAGGGCGACCGAGGAAAAUCAAGGUUGUCCAAGAAGAAGAAGAAUCAGGAGCAAAUUCUGCCGAAGAUGUGCAGCUGAGAGAGAACAACUCCAUGCAAAAUAAGCAAAAUUUUGUGAAAAAAGACACUGCAGCAGAAGAAGCAGUCGCCAGUGAACAGGCUCCAGUGAGGAAAGAUGGAGAAGAAACUGAACCUGCUCGUGGCUCAGAGGCUGCUGUUGAUCUGUCAGCUGAGAAAGAUGAAAACUAUGAUCCCAAAUCUGAAGGAAUACAGAGUACUCAGAGCCGUUACAGCAAACGUAGAAUAAGGAGAUCAAUCAAACUAAAGGACUAUAAACUUCUCGGGGAUGAGGAUGAAAAAGGACUGGCAAAGAGAACUGAUGGAAAAAGAAGACGUGCGGGUUCUGAAGCUCGCUGUAAAGACUGUGGCAAAGUAUUUAAGUAUAAUCACUUCUUAGCUAUACACCAACGAAGUCAUACAGGAGAGCGCCCUUUUAAGUGCAGUGAGUGUGGCAAAGGCUUUUCCCAGAAGCAUUCUCUUCAGGUCCACGAGCGGAUGCACACUGGGGAACGGCCAUACACGUGCACUGUCUGCAGUAAGGCCCUGACAACAAAGCAUUCUCUUCUGGAGCAUAUGAGCCUACAUACAGGGCAGAAGGCUUUCACAUGUGAUCAGUGUGGGAAAUACUUCAGCCAAAAGAGACAGCUCAAGAGCCACUAUCGAGUACACACAGGCCGUUCACUGCCGGAAUGUAGCCAGUGUCGUCGCAAAUUCAUGGACGCAGCUCAGUUAAAGAAACAUCUAAGAACACAUACAGGUGAGAAGCCCUUCACUUGUGAGAUUUGUGGCAAAUCAUUUACAGCUAAAAGUUCACUUCAGACUCACAUUAGAAUUCACAGAGGAGAAAAGCCAUAUUCUUGUGGUAUAUGCGGAAAAUCCUUCUCUGAUUCCAGUGCUAAGAGAAGACACUGUAUCUUACACACAGGGAAGAAGCCUUUCUCCUGUCCAGAGUGUAGUUUGCAGUUUGCUCGUCUGGACAACCUGAAGUCUCAUUUGAAAAUUCAUAGCAAGGAAAAGCAGUUUCAGGAAGCCAGUGCUGCCCGGAGCACCAACACUCACCCAGAAGUGAGAAACAUACUCCAGCUGCAGCAGUACCAACUUGCCACCUCUGGAGGGCAGGAAAUUCAACUGCUGGUUACAGAUGCAGUGCACAACAUCAACUUUAUGCCUAGCCAUAAUCAAGGCAUUAGUAUUGUGACUGCAGAAGAUGCCCCAAACAUGACAACAGAGCAGGCUGCAAACCUCACGCUGCUUGCGCAGCCACCGCAGCAGCUGCAAAACUUGUUGCUUUCAGCUCAGCAGGAGCAAGCAGAACAAAUCCAAAGCAUCAAUAUGAUUGCAAACCAAAUAGAGGCUGCCCAACCUGAACAAAUGCAUGUAAUCACUCUUUCCAAGGAAGCACUAGAACAUCUCCAUGCUCAUCAAGGACAAAAUGAACAAAUCCACUUAGCAGGAUCUUCACAUUCAGCUCAAUGUGUGCAGCUGGCUCAGGAAUCAAGUCAACAGCCUCACUCUAGCCACGAUACAGUUUCUUCCCAUCAAAUCAGUGAAGAACAGAAUCAAAGUGUACAUGUUUCUGAAUCCCAUCAGCAGUCUCUGUCAGUAAAUGGGUCAUCUUGUGAGCAUCCUAUCCAAGGACAGGCUUUCUGAAACGCUUAUUUGCCAUCAGACAGCUAGGCCAUAGUGUACUUCUCAUCCAGGCAGGGAUUACAUGUAUCAUUCUUAUUUUUCUGCAGUGUAAUCUAUCUGAGGAUGCAUUUCUUGGUGAUUUUAGAUGGGUGACUCAGUUUUCUUAACCUUAUUUAUUUUAGAUUUUUUCAUUUUUCCACACUGGUAUUUCUUUACCACUUAGUCCAUACCUCACAAAUGAUUAAUGUGGGGUUUUGUGCCUGAUACCCAUCCAUGCCUACUGAGGAGAUAUUUGGCUCCUUAUUUCCAUUUCUCUGUGACUCUCCAGAGAAGUGCACCUUGCUGGUAGAAGAACAGUGUUUAAGACGUCUGUGGGUCAGAAAGUACCACUGACAAAGUUGACAUUACCUGAGCUGCUGUUAAGCUUAAGAUAACCAGUACUUUUUGCAAAGCUAACACCAUAUGUCUUACGUUUAAUGAGCUUUCUCUUUGCAGGUUAGUGUGUAAUUUUCUAUGUGAUCAUUCCCUGAAGUGCAUUAUGAUUUACUGGCUACCAAAUUAAUUUGGUUUGGGUUGAAACUGUUGCAGCCUUUAACUGGCCCUGGCUUUUCCCUUCUGUUCACUGUAUGCUGUACAAGUUUUGCUCCUCAGAAAUGCUUAAGCCAUUGCAUUUGAAUAGUGGCAGUGGGUUGUGGUGGUUACACUGGAGAAUUGAAAAGCCCUAAUUCUGCUCUGUUAGUUCUGCCACCCACUCUCUGUGUGACUGUGGGCAAAGUAGUUGACCUCUGUGCCUUAUUUCAUCAUCUAGUAAGUGGGGAUAGUGUUCACACACUCUGCCAAGCACUUUGAAGAGCUCUUGAUGUUGAAGGCACUGUCUAUAGAAGUGCAAAAUUCUCUUCCUGACAGGAUUCUGUCUUAAGUUUAGGAGCCAGUGUGUAUUUUAAAGUGUUAUUUUUUGUACUUUUGAGAGAAGAAUGUAAUCGUACUUUAUAAUAUAUGUUAAGACUGGUAAUUGUUUAUGUGAGGACUUAAACAAUGAAGAGCAUCACUUCAGAGCUUAAUGAGCUACAUAAAUGGGGCACGUCGCUUAAAGUUGUACAGCUGUUUUGUUGACUAAAUUAAAUGUGUACAGAUGGUUUUCAAUGACUGGCUGCUAACAAAAAAGAUUUGACAUCUUAAUAAAAUGCCUUGCCAAAAUA
Messenger RNA from Corapipo altera (White-ruffed manakin), 3503 nucleotides. RefSeq names its product zinc finger and BTB domain containing 24 (gene ZBTB24). Gene Ontology annotation, cellular component: nucleus. The transcript has 7 exons. Gene Ontology annotation, molecular function: protein binding; DNA-binding transcription factor activity, RNA polymerase II-specific; RNA polymerase II cis-regulatory region sequence-specific DNA binding. The coding region runs from base 121 to 2325 and encodes 734 amino acids. The record is from RefSeq and is a predicted model, not a curated record. Gene Ontology annotation, biological process: regulation of transcription by RNA polymerase II. NCBI's taxonomy places the organism in Eukaryota, Metazoa, Chordata, Aves, Passeriformes, Pipridae.